This is a messenger RNA of Vicia villosa (hairy vetch), 1452 nucleotides long. RefSeq lists its product as uncharacterized. The transcript has a single exon. Gene Ontology annotation, molecular function: nucleic acid binding. The record is from RefSeq and is a predicted model, not a curated record. The coding region runs from base 1 to 1452 and encodes 483 amino acids. Gene Ontology annotation, biological process: DNA integration. Lineage: Eukaryota; Viridiplantae; Streptophyta; Magnoliopsida; Fabales; Fabaceae.
AUGUGUGAUGCAAGCGACUAUGUUGUAGGAGCUGUCUUAGGCCAAAGGAAAGAUAAGAAACUCCACGCAAUAUAUUAUGCAAGUAGGACCCUAGACCCUGCGCAAAUGAAUUACGCCACAAUUGAAAAGGAACUCCUGGACGUGGUCUUCGUGUUAGAUAAGUUUCGUUCCUAUUUAAUAGGAGCAAAGAUAAUAGUUUACACCGACCAUGCAGCCAUUAAGUGUCUACUAGCUAAACAAGAAGCAAAACCUAGACUAUUAAGGUGGAUCCUACUACUACAAGAAUUUGAUUUGGAAAUCAAAGAUAAAAAGGGAAUCGAAAACGUUGUAGCCGACCAUUUAUCUAGGAUGGAAGGUAUUAAGACAGAAGAAACACCAAUCAAUGAUGAUUUCCCUUAUGAACGCUUAAUUGCACAUUUAGAAUCCAAAAGCGACACAUUGGAACAACCAAAAGCGCAAACCGUUAAAACACUAAGCACUGGAACCACACUGCCAUGGUAUGCCGAUUUCGUCAAUUACCUAGCUGCAAGAGUGCUUCCGCCCGACAUGACUUAUCAACAAAAGAAGAAGUUCUUCCAUGACCUUAAACAGUAUUAUUGGGAUGAACCCCUACUAUUCAAGAGAGGCGCUGAUGGGAUAUUCCACCGAUGUGUUCCGGAAGAAGAAAUAGAAAGCAUAAUACAUCAUUGCCAUGAUGACCCCUAUGGUGGGCAUUCUAGCACAUCAAAGACAUGCGCUAAGAUUCUGCAGGCAGGUCUCUUUUGGCCCAACCUGUGGAAGGAUGUCCACAUGGCUGUUAGAAACUGUGAUCGAUGUCAGCACACUGGAAACAUAUCUAGACGAGAUGAAAUGCCUCAAAAGGGCAUUUUAGAAGUAGAAAUCUUUGAUGUGUGGGGAAUCAAUUUUAUGGGACCUUUCCCAUCUUCUUUCAGUAAUAACUACAUACUUGUCGCAGUCGAUUACGUAUCUAAAUGGAUAGAAGCUGUAGCCUCACCCACAAACGAUGCACAAGUAGUUAUUAAGCUAUUCAAAAAUAUAAUCUUUCCAAGAUUUGGUGUACCAAGAUUAGUCAUUAGCGACGGAGGAUCCCACUUCGUAUCUAGAAUUUUCGAAAAACUCUUAGUGAAAUAUAGAGUCCGACACCGUGUAGCAACGCCCUAUCACCCACAAACUAGUGGACAAUUUGAAGUCUCGAAUAGACAAAUUAAGCAAAUACUUGAAAGGACUGUUUCCACAUCUAGGAAGGAUUGGUCAACUAAGUUACACGAAGCAUUAUGGGCGUAUAGAACCGCCUACAAGACACCAAUAGGAACCACACCCUUCAAAUUAGCAUACGGUAAAUCUUGUCAUCUAUCGGUGGAACUAGAGCAUAAAGCCUACUGGGCAAUAAAAACCUUAAACCUAAGUUACACCGUCGUAGGCGAAAGAAGGCUUUUGGAUAUCAACGAGUAG